CUCCGCGUGUCGACCGGUCCGUACUCUUCGGUACCGCUUUCCCCGCUUUCCUCCUGUUUCUUGCGUGUUCUUGCGUUCACGUGCGUUCACGUGCGUUUUGUGUCGGGAAGCCGGGAACGUGCGGUAUUUUCUACAGCCUUAUACUUUUGGAAGUGACGUUGGGAGGAAUGAGGAUGAAAAGUUUAGCAAGGUGUUGCUUUGCUCCAUCGUUCCCCCGUUUAUGCAGGGACCAAAGGUAUGAAGCACUACUUAAUAAAUAUUACACGACAAGGGCCAAAGAAGCAACAGAGCGGAAAAUUCACCCAUAUAAAAAUGUUCAUCCUUGGAAAUCAGUGGAUCAAUUUUCCAAUGAACUUGUGUGCGAUGUAAUUUAUAAUAAAGAUGGACUGAUCGCGAUAAAUAAACCAUAUGGGAUUUCUGGUAAAAACAACACGAAUAUAAAUGGAAAUGGGGCAGACAAAAAAAUUAUUCCACAUAUUCCAAAUGCCGUUGAUUACACGUUAUCCGAUGCUAUCCCCUAUAUUGCGAAAACAUUAGGCUACCAGUCGCUCAAGUUAAUUAAGUCAUUGGAAAGGUAUACUGCUGGGAUAAUUCUUUUAGCAGAGAGCGAAAAGGUAGAAAAUGCUGUAAUUAAAUCCUUUAAUCGUGCUCAAGGGUUUGGUAUAAUACCAAAGACCUACUGGGUUGUUACGACGAAAUUGCCAAGAGAAGUCAAGGGAAUAUAUCGUUUAGGAUUGACGUUACAACAGAGUCCAUGUAGAACGUUCAAACAGGCUGUAUUUGAACCUGUCAUAGGAAAAAACAGAGAAAAAAGAGGAGAAGUGAACAUUUUCAAGGCCGACUUUAAAUUGAUUUCCAAUUCAACUUUAAACUUGUGUUCUUUAAUUGAAAUUAAAGCUUCUCCUGCGAAAUGGCACAGUGUAAGACUGUUUUCCUCGACUAUUUUGUACAGUCCAAUAUUGGGUGAUCAAAUCUAUGGAUCACGAGUUCAAAAUGUCAUGGGAACUUGGGUAAACAUUGGUCCAUUUAAUGAAGUUGCACAGAGACCCCCAGUUUUAUCACGAGAUUUAUUACAUCUUUUAGAAUUGACACCUAAAAUGACACCCAUUGUUCCCGCUCACGUACAUUUAAGACGCAUAGAAUUACCUUGGUUUUAUGGCAAAGGAAAGGAUUUAAUACUUGAAGCCCGUUUAAGGCCAGAAUUUUUAUGGACAUGUAAAAAAUUACAAUUUAAACAUGUAGAAGAAAUUGAGAAAGAAUUUCCAGAAGAAUCUAUAAUAACAUGUUAAAUACGUUAUAUAAAUUAUUGCUAAUAAAUGGAAUAAAAAAA
This is a messenger RNA of Orussus abietinus, 1330 nucleotides long. Its product is annotated as mitochondrial RNA pseudouridine synthase rpusd4-like. Bases 168 to 1289 code for a protein of 373 amino acids. Gene Ontology annotation, molecular function: pseudouridine synthase activity; RNA binding. NCBI's taxonomy places the organism in Eukaryota, Metazoa, Arthropoda, Insecta, Hymenoptera, Orussidae. The transcript is spliced from 4 exons. Gene Ontology annotation, biological process: pseudouridine synthesis. The record is from RefSeq and is a predicted model, not a curated record.